AUGGCCCAGCGCAAUCUCGACUGGGAUAGUGUUACCACUCUUGUUCGGGCUAUCUACUUGACGAAUUUCGUAGAUUAUCUCAAAAGGUCGCUGCUUUUGGAUCCGACUGCACCAUAUCUAGUAGAUAGUCUCUAUGGUGGGGGCACACCUAUAGCAUCAGGUGGUCAGGCCGGGGCACUUGGUGGUAGUGCCAGCUUCAAUAGUGGCUCAGUCGGUAUAAGCGGUAUUUCACCUGGGAUGAUAAAUGCUUCUAUUGGUGGAGCCGGUGCUGGAGUGGCUGGUCUAGGCUUUUCGGGAGCUGUAAUCAAUAAUGGAGGUGGGGUUGGUGGCCCGGAACGUAGUAGUGGUGGUAUUGGUCAUUUACAUCUCUCGUCAAUCGCAGGUGUUGCAGAGCGGGGAUAUCAUGGUCAUUCAUCGCAUCAUACUGUUUGUCCAGCAUCUGGUCCUUAUGGAUACCGACACCUCGGUAAGUAUAUAGUCAUGAGUAGUAGUGGACAGCAUGCUUGUUUAGACGAAUGA
This is a messenger RNA of Protopolystoma xenopodis, 519 nucleotides long. The record is from the annotation of a GenBank genome assembly. Lineage: Eukaryota; Metazoa; Platyhelminthes; Monogenea; Polystomatidea; Polystomatidae.